AAUUACUUUAAAGUGAUCAGUUCUCAAAAUGAUUGGAUGUUAGUGGGUGGAAGAAAUGUUAUUCAUAAUGUUAGUUUAAAUGAUUUGGAAUUACUGGACUCUAUAAAUUGGCCAUCAGAUAAAUCGGACAUUAAUGUUUGUAUACACAAGCAAAAAACCAAAGAAGAGUGUCAAAAUUACAUUCGUGUAAUUGUCCCCAAGACGCCAGGAGAAUUAUUUGUAUGUGGUACAAAUGCUUACAGACCAAGAUGUCGGACAUAUAUCAAACAAGAAAAUGGCAAAUUUGAAUUUGAAGGCAAGGAAGAACAGGGAAUAGCGAAGUGUCCUUUUGAUCCAAAACAGAACAGCACAUCAGUAUAUUCCAAUGGUGUACUUUACUCAGCAACUGUGGCUGAUUUUUCCAACCGAGAUCCUUUGAUUAUUCAUGCAGAAAAGAAUAAAUAUGUCAGAACUGAACAAUAUGAUUCCAAAUGGCUGAAUGAACCCAAUUUUGUCAGCUCCUUUGACAAAGAUGAUAAAGUUUUCUUCUUUUUCCGAGAAACAGCUGUAGAAAAUAUUAACUGUGGUAAAGCAACCUUCUCUCGUGUGGCUAGGGUCUGUAAACAAGAUGUUGGUGGAGAUGUUGUCUUACAGAAUAUAUUCACAUCAUAUUUCAAAGCCAGACUAAAUUGUUCCAUUCCUGGAAAUUUUCCAUUCCACUUCAAUGAAAUCCAGUCAACUACGGAAUUGGGACAAGGCAACUAUAGACCAGUUUCUGAUAGUGGAGACAGGAAUAACAUGGUGUAUGGUGUCUUCACAACAAAUGAAAAUAGUAUACCAGGAUCUGCUAUCUGUGCCUAUAGCCAUGCUGAUAUUCUGGAUGCUUUCAGGGGAAAAUUUAAAGGACAAGAAUCAGCCUUACACAACUGGUUGGCUGUACCUCGAGAUAAAAUUCCCACCCCUCACCCGGAAAGAUGUACCAAUGACAGCAAAAAGAUUCCUGACAUGACAUUAGAUUUUGUCAAAACUCAUCCCUUGAUGGACACUGCUAUUCCAGCCAGAGGAGGUGCUCCAGUUUUGGUGCACACUAGUUUUACUUCAAGAUUUACUCAAAUUGCUGUGGACUGGCAAGUUUUUUCUGGAAAAGGACGUUAUUAUGAUGUUAUGUUUGUUGGAACUGAUGAUGGUAAAGUCAUCAAAGCUAUCAACAAAGGAGAAACAUCCAAAAUUGAAACAGUUGUGAUAGAAGAGAUCCAAGUCUUUGCUGACAAGUCACCCGUGGUCAACUUGAAACUCUAUAAAGGGAACCAUAUUUCCGAGAAAUUGGUUGUCAUCUCUGAGAAAGAAAUCAUCUCUAUUCCUCUACACCGUUGUCACGAGAAGAAGAAUUGUCAUGAUUGUGUUGCCCUUCAAGACCCUUACUGCUCUUGG
This is a messenger RNA of Lottia gigantea (owl limpet), 1410 nucleotides long. RefSeq lists its product as hypothetical. Lineage: Eukaryota; Metazoa; Mollusca; Gastropoda; Lottiidae. Gene Ontology annotation, biological process: negative chemotaxis; semaphorin-plexin signaling pathway; neural crest cell migration. Gene Ontology annotation, molecular function: chemorepellent activity; semaphorin receptor binding. The record is from RefSeq and is a predicted model, not a curated record. The annotation marks the transcript as partial. The transcript has a single exon.